UCCGGAACCGUCUUCCUGCCACAAGCGCAACGUCGACAUCCGGUCGUGACCCGCAGAUGCCAACCGUGCAGCCCGAUGCUGCUUCCACCGCCCACAUCCACAUGCUGGUGCGUUGUCAGGUGAUGGACUGAGUUGUCUAGAAUGACGCUAGCGAGUCGCCAACAGCACAUCCUGGAAGCUUGGGAGCUGGGAGCGCGGAGCUGGAAGUGACCCGGGUGGCCCGACUAUAAACUGCAAGCUCUGCUGCCCUCUCACCUCCCCUCGGCGCAUCCACACCUCAUACAAGAAAGAAUCAUCUCAGAUAUCCAAGAUGUGCAUCGUCCUCUUAACGACGGCGCAUCCCAAAUACGCUCUGGUCGUGCUCGACAACCGUGACGAGUACAUCCUGCGGCCGACAAGCCGCCCUCACUGGUGGACCGCCAAGGUCGAGUCGCAAGGGCCGGACGGCGGAGCGAAGAGGACGGGCGAAGUCAACGUGCUUUCCAGCCGGGACCUUUACCGCGCCGAACGGGGGACCUGGUUGGGCAUCACCGAGGGCGGCAACUUCGCCGUGCUCACCAACUACCGCGAGUCCGACACGCACGAUGCGGCUCACCCCGUGGCUGGCCAGCGAAGCCGCGGCGGCAUGGUGACGGCGUGGCUCGCGGCGGACCCGGCCGAGUCGACGGAGCAGUUCGUGCAUCGCAUGCUGCACAACGGCGGGGUCAAGGGCGUGGGUGGCUUCUCGCUGGUCUGCGGCAAGCUACGGAGAGCGAAGGGCAAAAACAUCGAGCCGCUCGCCAUCAUCUCCAACCGCUGCGACCACGCCGGCCACGUCCCCUGGAUUUGCGGCGAGCGUGGGUCCGUCCAAGGGCUCAGCAACACCAUUUACGUCGACCCGAGCGGGGACGACAGGAACAACCUGUGGCCCAAGAUCCGCGACGGGACCGACUUGUUGCGCGACGCCGUCGCCGCUGCCGGCGAAGGUGCGAGCCAGGAGGAAUUUGUGGCCUCGCUUUUCAACAUCCUGGACGUGGACAAAUUCCCGUCCGAUCACACCAUCGAUCUCGAGGAGGGCCUUUCGCACUCGAAGGAUUCCAUCUUCAUCCCAGCCUUCGGCGGCCGGGCCCACCAGCACGAGAUGAGCGAGGCGCAACGGCGCGGCAACGGCAACCUGCGGCAGACGGGCAACCACUCGCCCGGCGACGAGGCGCUGACGAUGGUGGAGCGGCCGGACGCGCAACCCAACGGGUUCGAGAAGGGCCUCUACGGCACCCAGCGGCAGACCGUCAUCCUCGUCGACUGGGACGGCAACGUCACCUACAUCGAGCGCGCCCUUUGGGACUGCAACGGGAAUCCCAUUCCGCGCGGGGAGGGAGACCAGUCAUUCCAGUUCAAGAUCCAGGGCUGGGAACAGGACCCCGAGUUGCGCAACUGACGUCACCUCUCGCGUGGGUGUUAUUGAUGUCGGGCUCGUUAUGAUGCGAGGAACAGAUGCGGUUACGGUUCAACGGCGUGGUCAUUCGCGGCAGGAGCGGGGAUUUUCUUGGAUGGGUCUGUUGGGGUUUGUCGGUUACAUCAAGGGCUGGCGCUUGUUUCUCAUCAUGAAUUUUUGGGGGUUGUUGCAUUUCUGGGCUUGCUAAGCGUCGGCGUUCGAAAUGUCUUGCUUCGGCUCGGGCGCGUGGAAAUCUCAAGGGCCUCGCUCUUGCUGUUGAGCAAGACAACCGUGACCGCCCUCCGCUGCGUGCUUUCCAGCGUUUCGACCCUCCAUCCUUCCCGGUCAAGCAUCAAUGCCAUAACUGCUGCCUAGCAACCGCAACGAACGGAUGCAGCUGCCACCGCGCAUUUGCGACUUCCUCACCAUCUUCCUACCUCGUGUGCUCGGCACUUUCCCGUUUGUUGGUCGGUUCCAUGUUAUCGAAAAGCACUGAGUGAGUGGAUUGAGCGUUGUCAGGACCUGAUCGUCGAGGAAGGUACCAGGUAUGUCCCCAUCGGCACACGCAUCCCCGACAACCAGAGCAAUCCCCCACUCGAUGCACCGAUUGCCAGUCGGCUCCCGUAUAUAUCAACUACGCCUGCUGCGGUCGGACUUCAGGAACAGCGCUUAGCAUUCCCAGUCAAUUUCCCGAGUCUGCAAUUUACCAUUGAUCAACUCG
Molecule: messenger RNA, 2135 nt
Organism: Thermothielavioides terrestris NRRL 8126
Lineage: Eukaryota; Fungi; Ascomycota; Sordariomycetes; Sordariales; Chaetomiaceae
Exons: 2
Coding region: 311-1417 (368 amino acids)
Biological process (GO): Golgi organization; protein secretion
Cellular component (GO): Golgi apparatus
Source: RefSeq, a predicted model, not a curated record